UAAGCAGCUGUUCAAGAAGUAGUAUGUAAUCGACAAAGAGACGAAACAUAAGAAUUAGAUCGAAUUCGACUUGAUCUUGAUACAUUGAUACCAUACUUUACAUUCGAAUUAAUAAGUUAACAGCAUAUCGUUAAUAGGAUUAUAGAAAUACUAACACAUAAAUAAAUAAGGAAUAAUCUAAUUUAUAGUAUUAGAUAUAGUAAUUCAAUAUAGAUGUUUAAUCUAUUAUCGUAUUUUUGCAUGUUAUAAGAAGCAUUUACAAUAUGGACAAACCUGUAUCUUCAGAUAUUGUACUCAUUGCGGGCAAUUCCCAUCCAGAAUUGGCUAAUCUUAUUGCCAAUCGAUUAGGUGUUAAACAUGGAGGAUGUUCUGUGUAUCAUAAAUCAAACCGUGAAACUAUGGUUGAAAUUGGAGAUUCUGUGCGUAGCAAAGACCUCUAUAUUAUUCAAACGGGAACAAAAGAUGUAAACAAUAACAUAAUGGAACUUUUGAUUAUGGCAUAUGCAUGCAAAACUUCUUCUGCAAAGAAUAUUGUCGGCGUAAUUCCAUAUUUGCCUUAUUCUAAGCAAUGCAAAAUGCGUAAACGAGGUUGUAUAGUUUCUAAAUUAUUAGCAAAGAUGCUCUGUAAGAGUGGUUUAACACAUAUAAUUACAAUGGAUUUGCACCAGAAGGAAAUACAGGGAUUUUUUGAUGUACCAGUGGAUAAUUUGCGUGCUAGUCCCUUUUUAUUACAAUAUAUUCAAGAAUCUAUACCAGAUUAUCACAAUUCAGUGAUAGUUGCAAGAAAUCCUGGUAGUGCAAAAAAAGCAACUAGCUAUGCAGAAAGAUUACGUUUAGGAAUAGCAGUCAUUCAUGGAGAACAACGAGAGGCAGAGUCAGAUAUGAAUGACGGACGUUAUUCUCCACCUGCAUUGGCCUCACGAACAAUGGAAGUUGGCGUUGGUGUGCCAAUGCAUCCUGCAAAAGAAAAGCCUCCGAUUAAUGUAGUGGGGGAUGUAGGCGGACGCAUAGCUAUUAUGGUGGAUGAUAUGAUAGAUGAUGUUCAAUCAUAUGUAGCUGCAGCAGAAGUUCUUAAAGAAAGAGGAGCAUAUAAAAUUUAUGUUCUAGCUACGCAUGGACUUUUAAGUUCUGAUGCACCAAGAUUAAUAGAAGAAUCUCCAAUUGAUGAGGUCGUUGUUACAAAUACUGUUCCUCAUGACGUCCAAAAGAUGCAGUGUCCAAAAAUAAAAACUGUUGAUAUCAGUAUUUUGCUGGCAGAGGCUAUUAGGCGUAUUCAUAAUAAAGAAUCCAUGUCAUACUUGUUUAAAAAUGUCUCUUUGGAAGAUUAAAAAUUACAAUGAGAUAAUAUCUUUCAAACAUACUGACAGUUUCCAUAUCUGAGGACCAUAUGCAAAACAUAUCUAUUAAAUUUUGUCUAUUACUUUAUUUUAUGAAGAAUUAAUCAUGCUAGUCCUGUUUUAUAUAGAUACACACGCGCGCGCGCACACACACACACACACACACAUUUGAAUUGCUUGACAAUUUCUAUACAUUUAAGUUUCUGUAUAUCUGAACUGAUAACUGAUAAACUUACAUAAAAUAGAUUGCAAGAUUUUGGUUUUAGUUGUA
Molecule: messenger RNA, 1608 nt
Organism: Bombus impatiens (common eastern bumble bee)
Lineage: Eukaryota; Metazoa; Arthropoda; Insecta; Hymenoptera; Apidae
Product: phosphoribosyl pyrophosphate synthase-associated protein 2
Exons: 6
Coding region: 264-1328 (354 amino acids)
Biological process (GO): 5-phosphoribose 1-diphosphate biosynthetic process; purine nucleotide biosynthetic process
Cellular component (GO): ribose phosphate diphosphokinase complex; cytoplasm
Molecular function (GO): ribose phosphate diphosphokinase activity; magnesium ion binding
Source: RefSeq, a predicted model, not a curated record